AUGGCAGAAUUUGAUCAGACCAAGGCCUACGCCGAGCAGGAGGAAGUCUUCUUUGACGAUGGCCGUGAACUCGAGCUCUUGCACUUUGUUUACGGCAAGCCAGAGAUCGAGGAGAUUCGUGGCAAUCCUCAGAAGGUCCUGGCCGCCAUUGAUGAGUUUGCAAGGACGAAGAAGUACCUCAUGAACGUGGGAGAGGACAAGGGCAAGAUUGUUACCGACUUGAUCUCGGAGGUCAAGCCAGAGACUAUGGUUGAGUUGGGAGGCUACAUUGGUUACUCCUGCAUUCUCUACGCCGACGCCGUUCGCAAGGCUGGUGGUAAGCGUUACUUCAGUCUUGAAAGAGACCCCGUCUUUGGUGCUGUCAUCUCCUCGCUGGUUGACUUGGCUGGUCUGGGUGAUCUGGUCAAGGUCAUCAUCGGUUCCAGCGCUGUCUCAAUCAAGAGAUUGCAUACUGAGGGCACCCUCAAGCAUAUCGACAUGAUGUUCCUCGACCAUUACAAGCCCGCCUACAAGACCGACCUGAAGCUCUGCGAAGAACUCAAGCUUGUGACUCCUGGAACCGUGCUGGCAGCCGAUAACGUCAUCAAGCCCGGCAACCCUCCCUACCUCGAGUACGUUCGCAGCAGUGUUGCUGAGAAGCGCAAGGCCGCAGAAGCUUCUUCGGACGAGAGCAACCCCGAUGCUAGAUUCGCCGACAGAACCGCCAAACAGUACGCCAACAGGCAGACGGAGGAGAAGCUGCAACAGUCCAGAGGCAACCCCAACCUGGUUUACGACAGCAAGCUCAUCAACAGCUACGAGCCUUCAGGGGUACCGGACGGUGUCGAAAUCACUCGUUGCACUGGCGAAGAGCUCAAUCCUUUCGCUAACCUCCUGCGAGUGCUGUGCUGCUUGGAGCUCUUUCCUCGAGGCGUCUCUCGCUCCUUCCCUCUCGCAGCCACCAUGCUCACUGCUGAGUCGUCGCGCUUUGCGCAUGCAUUGCAGAAUGUGAAGCUGAUUGCUUUGAGCUUCUUUUUCCUGCCACUCGAUACCUUCAUCCUCUGUUUCAGCUAUGCGAUCCGCAUUCUUGUCGCCUUUCCAGCGACUUCGCAUCGCGCCCGAGUGCGGUCUACAUACACACGCUAUUUCGAGCCCCGCACAGUAUUGGUGACUGGCGUCGGCAUGACCAAGGGCCUUGUCCUCGCUCGCCUAUUCUUUAUCGCUGGUCAUAACGUUAUCGGUGCUGAUUUCGAGCCGCCAUUCUUGCCAAUCACUUGCGGGCACGUGUCACGCUCAAUCAAGGCUUUCCACCGUCUUGCGAAGCCUGAUGGCACCAGAGAAGGAUCUUCCAGAUAUUGCCAAAGUAUUCUGGACAUUGUCCGAAAGGAAAAGGUUGACCUGUGGGUCAGCUGUUCCGGUGUAGCGAGCGCUGUUGAAGAUGGUCAGGCCAAGGAGAUGAUCGAGUUGCUCACAAAGUGCAAAGCCGUCCAGUACAAUGUAGCCACAACACAGAAGCUGCACGAGAAGCACUCAUUCACCGAGUACACCAAGUCUCUUGGACUCACAGUCCCCGAGACCCAUACCAUCACAUCAAAAACCGCUGCAUUGAGGGUUCUCGAAGAUGUGCGACCCUCGGGUAAGAAGUUCAUCAUGAAGUUCAUCGGAACGGAUGAUUCUGUUCGAGGUGACAUGACUCUGCUGCCAUUCGACUCGGUGUCCGCGACAAAGGCGCACAUUUCUCGCCUCCAAAUCUCCGAAACCCGCCCUUGGAUCCUCCAACAAUUUAUCGAUGGUCCUGAGUAUUGCACUCAUGCUUUGGUCGUUCGUGGUGAAGUCAAGGCUUUCACUGCUUGUCCUUCUGCCGAACUGUUGAUGCAUUACGAAGCCCUCUCUCCAGAUUCUUCCCUCAGUCGCAGUAUGCUGCGCUUCACACAAGAGUAUGCGGCAAGCGACCCCGAGAACUUCACAGGCCAUCUCUCUUUCGACUUCCUGGUGGACCGAAAAGAUGCUGAGCGUGCACGGAGAGAUCCCAACAUGGUUGUCACGCUUUACCCUAUCGAGUGCAAUCCUCGCGCACAUACCGCCGUUGCUCUGUUCAACAGUACACCAGAGAUGAUCGAGAAAGGAUACAUGUCUGUCCUCGAAGAGUCCACUACACCUCGCAAAGAAGGAGCCAACGGGGCCUCGUACACACCUCCAGUGUACCCUCAUAAGCCAGGACAAUACUACUGGAUCGGUCAUGACCUGGUAACAUGUGUUAUACUGCCCGCUCUCUCACUCUUCAAGAUCCACGGUAACAGCUUUGUCAAGGCUUUCGAGCACUUUGGCACUUUCCUUGAGCAUCUCUUCUUCUGGAGAGACGGCACUUAUGAAAUCUGGGACCCGCUUCCAGCUUGGUGGCUGUAUCACGUCUACUGGCCGUUCCAGUUUGCUAAGAGCUUGGUCACAAGCUUCAAAUGGAGCCGGAUCAAUGUCAGCACCACAAAAAUGUUCGGCUGUUGA
Molecule: messenger RNA, 2481 nt
Organism: Aureobasidium vineae
Lineage: Eukaryota; Fungi; Ascomycota; Dothideomycetes; Dothideales; Saccotheciaceae
Source: the annotation of a GenBank genome assembly